AAGAAAACGGGAACUGAAACAUAAACAGACAGAUAUUGGCGCCAUCCGUGACCAGUCCUGCCUCUGUCUUUCACUAACUACAGUUGACGAACACAGUAAGGUGUAACAAUUAGUACAUGAAGGAGUUUGUUAAAGUGUAUUCAUAAAGACCAUACUGAGAGGACAACGAUGGCGGAGGUAACUGGUAGUCAAGAUGUUGAGGAGUCGGGGAUCUCCAUGGUGGAGCUGCUGAAGGAGGAGGAGGAGAGGCAGCUGGACGCCGCAGCUGUGCUGGGUGCCGCCGACGACACCAAGUGUACAUACGACCAGGGAUAUGUCAAACGGCAAGCACUGUAUGCUUGCAUGACUUGCUGCUCUGUGGACAGUGGUAGAUUAGCUGGUGUAUGCUUAGCUUGUAGCUAUCACUGCCAUGAGGACCAUGAGCUUAUUGAACUUUAUACAAAAAGAAAUUUUCGCUGUGAUUGUGGCAACUCCAAGUUUCCUCACAAUGCUUGCAAGCUUUUGAAGGACAAACUGCCUGAAAACCCAGAAAAUGGAUACAACCACAACUUUAGUGGGACGUACUGCACCUGUCAACGCCCCUAUCCUGACCCAGAGGACACCACAGAUGAUGAAAUGAUUCAAUGCUGCAUCUGUGAGGAUUGGUACCAUGGCAGGCAUCAGGGCGGCAGUGUUCCUCCUGGUGAUGACUAUGUGGAGAUGAUUUGUGGACAGUGCCUUGCUAAACAUGAUUUCCUCGCACCUUACAUGGGUCUGGCUGUUGCUGUGGUUAAGGCGGAAGAAAGUAAAUGUGUGGUUGAUGUUGAGAAGUCUACUGGGAAAAAUCCACAAAAUGGAUCAUCUUCUCCUGUAAAAGAUAAGCAAGAAAGGACUGAACAUAAGGAUGCUGAGGAAGCUAAAGAGAAAGAUAAGAAGGAUGUUGAGGAAGCUAAAGAGAAAGAUAAGAAGGAUGUUGAGGAAGCUAAAGAGAAAGAUAAUAAGGAUGCUGAGGAAGCUAAAGAGAAAGAUAAGAAGGAUGCUGAGGAAGCAAAAGAGAAAGAUAAUGAAGCUAAAGAGAAAGAUAAUAUGGAUGCUGAGGAAGCUAAAGAGAAUGAUAAUAUGAAAAUACAAGUCAUUGGGACUGAAAAAAUAUCAGGUUGUAAACUGAAUGACCUGAAAAAACAAGAUCUGCCAAGUGGUGCUGUAUUCUUACCAUAUCUAUGGAGAAAACAACUCUGUACCUGUGAUGAAUGCAAAGCCAAGUAUGAAGCAAGAGGGGUUCUCUUUUUACUUGAUGAUGAGGACCCUGUAUCUUUUUAUGAAGAAAGUGGGAAAUCUCAUCAUCGGAAUCCUGGUGCUGAUGUGCAGAGAGAACUGGAAGCUCUAUCGUCACUCGAUCGUGUCACUCGCACAGAGAUGGUUCAUGAAUACAACACCCUGAGCUCAUCCCUCCGAGAGUACCUGCGUAAGUUUGCCGAGAAUAAGAAGGUGGUGCGAGAUGAGGACAUACGUGAAUUCUUCUCCCAGUUAGAAGCCAAUAAGAAGCAGCGGCCAGGUUCAAGUAUCCAGUUGUUUUGUAAAUAAAUAACUCGACUGAGAAGCUCUUAGGUUUUAGUGGAUUUAAGUACUGUACAAUAUGUAUUUUUUUCCUCAUUAGAUGUACUGUACCCUGUAUUUAAAUUUUUAGGUGACUGAACUUCUUUGAGGGUUAAUAAAUAAAAGUACCUCAAUACAGUAUAAGGUUUACUAUCCAGCAUUUCCCUAAUCAAAAAGUUACUGUAUCUGGAAUUUCCAUUAUUUCUCAAUACAACUGCAUGAAACUGUCAUAAUUAAAUAUUGACACUUCAUUGGUAAAUUUGUUUAUCAAAAAUAUUUGUUAUUAAAAAACAAAAAUAUUGUUCUUGUAGAAAGUAAUGAGACUAAAUACAAUGAUAUCUCUGUUAGACGGAAAGAUUUGUUUAGAACACUUUGGCUAACGAGGCGACUCUCAAACUCGGAAAAAUCUCCCAUCCUCAAAAUUUUUCCGGGUACUGGAUAAAGGGAAAAGUUUCUCAGUAAUUUUUCUGAGUACUGGAAUUUUUUUAUGAAUUUUCCAGAGACGCAUUAUUUCAUCUCUCAAACCCAGAAAAGAUCCUCCAUCCCUGGACUUUUUCCAGGUACCGGGAAAGUUUUCUCAUAAUUUUCCAGAAAAUACUGUACACUCCUUGAGCAAAUUUUAAUUCUGGGUAAGAGAGAUUUCAGCUGGCAGGGAUAUUAUUACAAUUUAAAACAUUAGUUGGGUGUUAAAAAAAAAAUCUGUAAAAUGUGUUAGAAAAAUGCUCUUAUAACUAAGGUAUUUUCAUAUUUGAAACCAAAUAGGUCUGACAUGCUGGUUAAUAAUUUUUUUUAAUUUUAAUGAUAAUUCUUUUCAAACUAAUGAUUCACAUACUGUGUGGAAGAAUCUUGUAAUAUAAGUGUAGAAUGUGAAUUUUAGAGAAAAAUAAAAUUUUUGAAAAAU
This is a messenger RNA of Homarus americanus (American lobster), 2476 nucleotides long. RefSeq names its product putative E3 ubiquitin-protein ligase UBR7. Gene Ontology annotation, cellular component: cytoplasm. The coding region runs from base 169 to 1563 and encodes 464 amino acids. The record is from RefSeq and is a predicted model, not a curated record. Gene Ontology annotation, molecular function: ubiquitin protein ligase activity; zinc ion binding. Lineage: Eukaryota; Metazoa; Arthropoda; Malacostraca; Decapoda; Nephropidae. The transcript has 10 exons.